This is a messenger RNA of Hydractinia symbiolongicarpus, 2103 nucleotides long. RefSeq lists its product as uncharacterized. The record is from RefSeq and is a predicted model, not a curated record. Bases 143 to 1486 code for a protein of 447 amino acids. NCBI's taxonomy places the organism in Eukaryota, Metazoa, Cnidaria, Hydrozoa, Anthoathecata, Hydractiniidae. Gene Ontology annotation, biological process: amino acid transmembrane transport; L-alanine transport. Gene Ontology annotation, molecular function: L-alanine transmembrane transporter activity; L-proline transmembrane transporter activity. The transcript is spliced from 2 exons. Gene Ontology annotation, cellular component: vacuolar membrane.
ACGUGCAGAUCACACGAAAUCGUUUUUUGUAGUGUAAACAAACAUGUCUUGUUUUUUUAAGAUCAAAUUUUGAUGAAGACUUUCAAUUUCGCAAUAAACUAUUCCGUAUGUGAUCGUUGCCUAAAAGAAGAACACAUACAGAAUGAGCGAAACUCAAAAUCUUGCACACCCAUGUUCAGUUGAGGAUGUACAUAAUAGCUGUGGAUCAACAGAAGAUCUAUACGAUGCAGCAGAAGGCGAGAGUCCAUACACAGGAACUGUCAAAGGUCUUACCAUAACAACAUGUGCCAUGUUUAUUAUUGCAGAAAUGGCUGGAAGUGGUAUUUUAGCCUUACCAAAAGCUAUAAGUGAGGCAGGUUGGACAGGGGUGGGACUUCUUGUUGUUUGUUGCUUCAUAUCUUUGUAUUGUGGAAUUAUACUGGGGAAAUGUUGGACCAUAGUUAGAAAUAGUAACACAGAUUACCAUGGCCAUGUCAGAGAUCCGUACCCUUUGAUUGGUUUAGCAGCUAGUGGUAAAGCAGGAAAAUACAUUGUAGAGUUUUGUGUGUUGGUGACUUUGUUUGGUGUAUGUGUAGUUUUCUUGUUACUGGCAUCUGAACAGAUAGCUUCAUUAGUUCAUACAAGUUUUGGUGCUUUAAGUCAAAAAAGCGAGUUUCGUAUUUGGAUUUUGAUCUGUGGUGCAGUUUUGUUACCAUUUACAUGGUUAGCUACCCCAAAGGAGAUGUGGCAAUUUGCUGUGGGAGCAGGAUUAUGCACAAUGGUAGCAUGUUUGUUCAUAAUUGUGCGAACUGGAAUGUACAUGAAAGAAUAUAGCACUAAGCCUAUUUCACAAGAUACACCUGUUUCAGUGGAAUCAUUCUUUUUAGCGUUCGGUACAAUUGCUUUUUCUUUUGGUGGUGCAACAUUAUUUCCAACAUUUCAAACUGACAUGCGUCAUCCAAGACAAUUUCCAGUUGCUGCAACUUUAGCGUUUAUUGGUGUCUUAAUUAUGUAUCUUCCAGUCUCUGCUUUACCUUUUUUGGCUUUUGGAACAAAUUUAGAGGACAAUAUUUUAGAAACCUUGAAAAAAGCUAAUGGGGAUGGAAAAGCCUUUGUUACUGCUGCAGAAACGUUAAUAACAUUUCACCUCUUAUUUACAUUUGUCAUUACCAUAAACCCAAUUGGCCAACAAAUUGAAGAAUACAUGAAAUUACCACAUGAAUUUGGUUGGAAAAGAAUUACCCUACGAACCACCCUAGUUUUGGUCAUCCUCGGCAUUGCAGAAGCCAUCCCAAAUUUUGGUCCUAUUCUAGCGUUGAUUGGAGGAUCUACAGUGACAAUGAUGGCGUUUAUUCUACCCUGUUGGUUUUACUUGAAACUGAAAGAUCACGUCCCGUUCUUUGUAAAAGUUCUUCACGUGGAGAUCAUGCUCAUUGCUGUUGUGUGUGGUGGUGCUGCCACGUAUUCUGCAUGCUCACAUUUUAAAAACCCAUUCAAAACUUCGUAAGGCUUGUGCAAGCACUUUAGAUGAUCUCCAUGACAUUACGAUUUUUAAUGACCGUAGAGUGACGUGUUUUUUAUAAGCAACAGAUGCUAAAACUGAGAUUUGGGUUGAAUCCUAAACACGUAGGACAACCAGCCAACUGUAAAUAAGCAAAUAAAAGUUAGGUUAACAUCUAAUCUAAUAGUCUAACGAGAAACGUACAAAACAGCUUUCUAAAAGAAUUAUUUUUUAUUUAACAAAUGCUAAAUAUUUGUAUGGUAUACCUUGAUAGCCCUUAGUACGCUGCUCCAGCCCUAUUACGUCGCUUUGUUUUACAUCGACUUAUAUGAACCGGCAUUUUGGAAAACAUUGGUUUGCAAAACCGCCCUGUUCGCGAAAAAAACAGUCCUUAUCAGCGUUUGUCGUAAAGCUGGAACAAACCAUAUCAACCAAAUCUAAAAUAAAGGUAUUUUUUAUUCUGUUUUGUGUUAAAGUUUUUAAAACUAAUUUACUAUUGAUUUAGUUUUUUACUACUUCUAAUUUUUUUGUAAUCGUUUAUAGAUAUUAUUGUUAAUAUUUUUUUAAAUGAAAUAAAUAAUUAAUAGUUAAUUACUCCUUUAAGGGAUAUUAUUUUAAAUGUA